Prunus armeniaca (apricot) is the source of this 279-nucleotide messenger RNA. The record is from the annotation of a GenBank genome assembly. NCBI's taxonomy places the organism in Eukaryota, Viridiplantae, Streptophyta, Magnoliopsida, Rosales, Rosaceae.
AUGGAAGAGCUAAAGCAAUCGAGGGUCGAGCAGAUAGCUGCUGCCCGAGUCGAAGCGAUCGAGUCAUUUUUGAGUUCAGAGGAGUUGAGGAGCUACAUCAUGGAUCAGAUGGUGGCGAUGCAGCUGCGCUGGGAGGAGAGGGUGGCGAUGUUCAACCCUUCGGUGGAGAUUAACUUUGAUACGAGUGGUGAGCCCCCUUCACCUGGUCCCACCACCGAUGCUGCUCGAGAGCCAGAGCCAGAGCCAGCCACUACGGAUGCCCCUUCUACCGAGUCUUGA